Ahaetulla prasina is the source of this 5007-nucleotide messenger RNA. It is a transcript of the gene TMEM100, whose product is annotated as transmembrane protein 100. The transcript is spliced from 4 exons. The coding region runs from base 2351 to 2755 and encodes 134 amino acids. The record is from RefSeq and is a predicted model, not a curated record. Gene Ontology annotation, biological process: cellular response to BMP stimulus. Lineage: Eukaryota; Metazoa; Chordata; Lepidosauria; Squamata; Colubridae.
UUCCCCCCCCCCCCGGAAUACCUGGAGAAGGGCAAGAAUAUGCAAAAUGUUAUUUUCCUGUAGAUUCUCUUUUUCUUGAAGAUUCAGGUCUCUAUAACCUUCUGAAAUGCAACUAGAGUUAGUGGUGUAAUUUGCAUUUGAGUGUUACUUGGACCAUCCUGAAGUUGAUGUCUGGACUAUUGGAGGUGGUGUGUCAUUCUGUACAUCAGCUAAAUCAAGUGUAGUUGGGGGGGGGGAAUUAAAUGCAAGAUGCACCUACAUGAAUGUUGAAUUCAUGCUGGAGUGGGGAAUGCAGCAAUGGGUCUCAGCACAUAAAUUGAAUUGUAUGUGUACACAAGAUGAAGUUAUUAAAAUUUGAUUUCUUUUCUCAUAAUAUUAAGGUUGUACAGUACAUGAUAUUUUGGAAAUAAAACUAUUUUCAAUGGAAGAGAGUUUACUUCUGAGUAAGAACAUAUAGCAGCUCUUUAUAGUUACUAAUAAAUGCUAUAUUCAGCAAGGUUUUUCAGUCCUGAUCCAUCAUUAAUAUUACUGUGUUUUAUUUACUUUAAAGUAUCCAGCCUUGAACAUUUCUGGAAGCCAUAACUUUCUUUUUAAACUUCUUUCCACAAAAUGUCAGAGUUAAUACUUAACAGUUCUUUUACUUUUUUUCCAAUUCUUCAAAUAAUCUGGGGCCAUAUUUCAUCUGGGAUUGGGAUCUGGUAAAAUAUUGUAUAAACAACUUGCUCCCACCCCCACCCCACCUGCUAUAACAACUUCUGCUAAACAUCACUAAAGAUGACAAAUGGAUUGAUACUAGUCAGGAUGUAGAUUGUAGAAGUACCUAAAAGAUUUGCAAUUUAGCUAAGCAAAGAUAAGUAGGGAUAGCGAAAAUGUUGGAGGCAGCAAAGGAAGGAGUAAAGAAAGGUUUACAAAAACAGACUGGAAUUGUUUGCAAGAAGAUAAUUCCCCAGUACAGGCUCUGUUCCUAAACUCUCUCAUGCUUCAAAAGUUGCAAGCCUUGUUCAACCAAAGAUGGGAAGGACAUUGGGACUCUCUGCUCAGCUUUGAUCUUUCCCUUUGCCUGGUUCCUGCGAGGGUCUCUGAGCCAGGCCCGUUUUGGUUCUUGAGAUGUUUGGCUUGCAAUGUUUUUUGUUUUGUUUUUUUAAAGAAAAAUUUGUAUACAAUGUAAAGCGUGAGCCUGCGGCUUUCCUUCUCUGGCUUCAUUAAAGUUGCUCUUGCAAGUUGAGAAAAAACAAAAAAACAAAAACCAGUACUAUUAGGAUAUGGAGAAUCAUACCUCUUUCAAGAUUGUGACAAUCCCGUUAUCAUCUCUUUCCAUCCUUGGGCGGAGAAAUAUGUCUUCAGAAAAACAGAAAAAGUUAGGAAAUAUUGAAAUGAGGAUCUCCUGGCAGGAGGGAUGAGGAAAAAGAUCAAAAGAUAAUUUCCUAGUGUGAUCCUGUCCAAGAUUCUUUGGUUCAUAUCAGUGAGGCUUUGCCUCAGUUCUACGUUUGCUCUAUAUAAAAUGUGAUCUUUAUAAAUGCAUACAUGCCUAUGGAUUUGUGAACUGAUACAGUUAGAAUAGAAUAGGAGAUACAGGUACAGAAUCACAAGUAUAUUUAUUUAUUCUCCUCUUGAUCAGAAUUAAUGACUUUUUAAAAAAAAAUAUAUACUGGACUUGAUUAGAUGAACAAAGUUUACAUUUUUUGCUUGUAUGAUUUUGAUUAUUUUUGAAUAUUUCAUGCAGACACUGGGUCAGACUCAUAGUUUGGGUCAGACUCAUACAAAAUUCUGCUUAGCAAUGCUGUGAAUUAAACUCAAUGUUUUGGGCAUUCAAACUACGGUAUGUGCUCUACCACAGAAUAAUGGCCCUCCUUCUCUUUAGUUUUCAGAAUAUGGUAAAAGCUGCCAAACAAUUCAAUAUUUGGCCCAAUCUUCUGCACGUUCCAUGGUAGUUGUGGGCCUCUCUGGUCAGAUGAGCCAGGCUGAAAAAAUUCUUUGGAGCAGUUGAUGAGGAACAAACAAGGAUGAAGUUACCAGAUCAAAUGGCAUAAAUAAUGGAGCUUUUAGAGCUCUGGUGUCUAUUCUGUGGAAUUCUAAUCUGGUGGGCUGAAUGAUGUUGAACUCUUCCAAAGAAAGGUCCCAUUAUAGAGUGUCUGGUUUUCACAAGACAAAACAACACAAACGGUUAAAAGCCCUCAAUUUUUGCUGUUCAUCAACUGAUUUGGAGAAUAAAAGUCUGAUUUUUGGAAUAAACCUUCACCGUUGCUUGCCAAAUCAAACUAUGAUAAAUGUUUUACGGAAGAGCUGAAACCUUUCAAACGACACCCAAGCCCCAGCAUUGACGCAAGAGAAGCUAGUUGAGCAUUGCAAGAUGACAGACGAGCCUAUUAAAGAGAUCUUGGGAAGUUCCAAGUGUCCUCAGUGUGUAACACAGGAGAAAAGCAACAACAAUGACUACAGGGUAAUAGCGGUCCCUUUGGUGAGCGAAUGCCAACUGACGGCUGCGACAGGGGGAGCUGAACUCUCCUGCUACCGCUGUACAAUCCCAUUUGGGGUGGUGAUCCUCAUUGCUGGAGUGGUGGUCACUGCGGUGGCAUAUAGCUUCAACUCCCAUGGAUCCAUCAUCUCCGUGUUCGGUUUGAUUCUCUUGUCAUCUGGACUCUUUUUGCUGGUGUCAAGUGCAUUAUGCUGGAAAAUCCGCCAGCACCACAAGAAGACCAAGAGGCGUGAAAGCCAGACAGUUCUAGUGGCUAACCAGAGGAACCUGUUUGCUUAAGAACUACAUUAAAAAAAACACACAACCUCUAAAAAAAAGACAGCGAGAAUGCAAUGGGUCACAGAGUGCACAAAUCUAUUUAUUUUCAUUUGGGCUACACGAUGUCUUUUAUUAAUGACUGUUUGGAUUUAUCAACGUUAAGUAAAUAGUUCUUGCAAAAUCAGGAAUAAUUGGUAUCCGUUUUAUCAUAAACAUAUUUCAAGGUGAAUUAGGUUUAGUAGUUUCUUCCUUCCAUUUAGUCUCCUAUCGGCAUUUACCCCUCUCUCCAUUUAUAUUAUAAACUUAAAAGCAUGACAAGCUGAGGUGAGAAAACCUAUUACAGUCAAAGAUAGCAGUAAGCAAUUGAUAAUGUAUAUAUGCCUAUAAGAACAAGGUAAUUCUUUGUUAACAGCUAUCUCUUUUCAUAGAAUUAUUUGUUUCCAGUAAAUAUAUAUAUAUAUAUUUACUGGAAUAUAUAUAUAUAUUUACUGGAAUAUAUAUAUGUAACAAGAGCUUAGCUUGAAUUACUUUCCUGAGAAGCAACUUUGAAAGCAAUUGGGAAGAGGAGCCUGUGAAUAAUUCUAUUAUGGCUAAUAGUUGCAAAUAAAUCUGUGUCACUAUAGUGGUAAAUAAUUCUAUAUUUUUCUGUCCUACAAUAGACAGGGAAGCACCUAAAUUUUAGCUGUUUUUCUACUCCAGAUUUCCCUCGAAAAAAUCAGCGUCUACCUGUUGUUUACCUUGGUGUGGAACAAAGAGGUCCUGCUGCCUCAGUACCAUCUCCCAAAUUGAAAAUAGCAAUUUCAUUGCAUGCUUCAUUGAUUAGCAUGUUUGCUUGAUUUACAAAGAGCUGCAAAUAAAGCAAUUCCCUUUUUCCUUCUACCCCCAUUUGGAAAACCCAUCUUGAUAUGUUAUUUGCCUCCCCAUCCUUAUGCUUUGCCUCUGCUUACUGCCCUCCUCCUCAGCUCCGUCUUUUGCACCAAAGAUCUUUGUUGUUGUACUCCAAGCUAUUCUGAAUGCUUGGAUAAUGUUGGAAACAGGAAAUGUCAGGAAAAUUGAGAAGACGAUCAGAAAACACCCAAAAGCCUGCUCAUGGCUUUCUCCUCCAAUUUUGGGGCAUUACGUUUUCAAUAGAUGUAAAGUUCACAUAUCAACUUAUUUCAUCAACUUAUUUUUUUAAGGCCUACAGUAGCUGCAUUAGUGAAUUCUCAGAUCACUUCUCUACCCUUGUUUUGCUCCUAAGAAAUUUAUGGUACUUUUUCAAGAGAAAUAUUGAACUUUUUAAAAUUUUGGGUGCUCAGGGGAGGGGGAUUAAUACUUAAGACACAAGUUAAUCUCGAUGCUUAUUAGCCCAAAGUGAACAAAAUAUCUGUAUAGCUGAAAGUGACUUUUUUCUAUAAAUUUCAUUAUUAUAAUGCUCUCAUACUUAGCACUUUGGGGUGGUUUUGAUAUUUUUUUAAUGAACCCUUCAUUUUAAAAAUAAUAAACAAUUUCUGCUGCUAGAGCUUCACAAGGUUUAGUUAUUUCCAUUCUGAUCUGGUAUAGGUAAUCCUCAGCUUACGACCACAAUUUUGCACAAAAUUUAUGUUGCCAAGUGAGAAAUUUGUUAAGGGAGUUUUCACCCAUUUUGUGACUUUUCUUGUUACAUUUGUUAACUGAAUCACUGUAGUUGUUAAAUUAGUAAUACAGUUGUUAAGUGAAUAUUGUUUUCCCGUUGACUUUGCUUGUCAGAAGGUUGCAAAAGGUGACCAUAUGACCUGGGAUACUGCAACUGCCAUAAAUGUGAGUCAGACGUCAAACAUCCGAAUAUCAAUCACAUGACCAUGGGGAUGCUGCAGUGGUCAUAAGUGUGAAAAAUGGUCAUAAGUCACUUUUUUUCAGUGCUGUUGUCAACUUCAAAUGGUCACUAAAUGAACUGUUGUAAGUCGAGGACUACCUGUACUGACCCAUCCCAGAAGACCAGUCUGGAUAUGAGUGAUACGAAUGCACAGCCAGAGAUAGCUUCAAUGUAUUUUGUUCAUCCCUGCCUCACUGAAAUUCUAAGGAACACGUGAAACUAGACAGGAAGAACGUUAAACUAUGCAGAUGGAACUUUUAUCCAGUCUCUGAAAGCUUGUACUGAUUAUUAAUACUGAUUAUUAAGUGCAGUUGAACCUCUAAAAGUUUGCUAAUGUUGAACUUUCUCUUCUGCAUCUUUAUUUAAGAAAUGUAUGGGGCAACGUAUGCAAAAUUUAUGUUAAAAACUUAAAAUACAAUAAAAGAUCCUAUGAACCAAG